Messenger RNA from Amphibalanus amphitrite, 1930 nucleotides. RefSeq names its product mucin-13-like. The record is from RefSeq and is a predicted model, not a curated record. The coding region runs from base 63 to 1223 and encodes 386 amino acids. Lineage: Eukaryota; Metazoa; Arthropoda; Thecostraca; Balanomorpha; Balanidae. The transcript has a single exon.
CGCAUACAUAAACCGGCACCGGCAACUGGCGGCACCAUUGGUGUCGGGCGGGGCCGGGCGCGAUGUUGCCGCCGCUGGUGCUGGUGUUGGUGCUGACGGUAUUGACGACACCAGCAGCACCACGCUCUCUCUCUGCCUCCUCUCUGUGUGUGACCGGCGAUGGCGGCGUACCGGACGGCUGCGGCGGCGGAGCUGUGCAGCAGAGCCGCCGCGGUCGUCUGCCGGACCUCAGCGGUCGUCUCACCGACUUCGGCGCCGUUCUGCUGGACAGCGAGGAAGAAGAAGAUGAUGAGCUGGGCCUGAUGACGCUGGUGAGAUUGAAACGCGCUCCAGAGCCGCAUCGCAGGCACUCCCGCGAAAAGAAAGGCAAAAAGAAGAAGAGGAAGAAGAAGAAGAAGCCCUCUAGCAGAGGUCGAUCUCGGGAACUAUGUGAGGAUGAUGACGAGGAACCAGUGGACUCCAGAGAGAGACGCCACCGCGGCAGGGGACGCAAAAAGAAGAAGAAGAAGAAGCACUCGAAGGAGAAGGGCCGAAGAUCUGGUGGCCGCUCGAGACGUCGCCACUGUCCGCCGACCGACGCAGAAAUUACCACCGAAUCGGGAACAACCGAAUCGGGUACCACCGAACCGGGUACGACCGAACCGGGUACCACCGAAGCGGGAACAACCGAAUCGGGUACCACCGAAUCGGGUACCACCGAACCGGGUACCACUGAACCGGGAACCACUGAACCGGGAACCACCGAAUCGGGUACCACCGAACCGGGUACCACCGAACCGGGUACCACUGAACCGGGAACCACUGAACCGGGAACCACCGAAUCGGGUACCACCGAACCGGGUACCACUGUACCGGGAACGACCGAAUCGGGGACUGCUGAAUCGGGAGUCACUGAAUCGGGAACUACCGAAUCAGGAACCACGGAAGCAGGAACUAACGAACCGGGAACCUCAGAAGCAGCAACCACUGAAUCGGAAACUACUGAAGGAGGAACCACCGAAUCGGAUACCACUGAAUCGGGAACUACCGAAUCAGGAACCACUGAAUCGGGAGCUACCGAAGCUGGAACCACUGACUCGGGAACUACUGAACCGGAAACUACCGAACCAACCACAGCUGUAGCAAGUACUGCGGAUGAUAUCCCAACUGAGCCCGGCACGACAGAGGCGAUUGGCUCGACUGCCGACUCGCUGACGGGCCUGGCUGACGUCGAGGCCGUAUAAUUGCACGAAACACCAUGCUGUGGUGUCGUGCGUUGGCUAUAUUUUGUUUAGUAGCGUGCGGUAAGGGCUACAAGAUGUCAUUAGCUGUAGUAAGAAUUAUAAUGUCGCUAUUCGUUGAAUGAAUUACUGAGGUAAAUGUUUGUGACUUAAAGCGGCCAUCCCACCUUAACAUUAGUUUUGAGUUGAGAUGCCAUGUUGGGGUCCUUGGCUUGCAAUUACCGACACUUAAAAAAUCGAGAAGUGCUUUAAAUCGAAAUUGUUGAAGUUCAAAAUUGCAGCACUUUGGAUUCAGAGGGCCUUUCUUACACCUUUGUUACACGAAUCAUUUGUUUUCUGAAUGGGACGACCGGUCUGACCAUUGUUUUGAUCAUGGAUGAUACGCUUUCUGAAUACCGAACAGGUUCAGUGAAGUAACGACACCGGCAUCUUGUCCAUCGCUUUGUGUCAACGAUUCAAACUGUCACAUUAGUGGUGUAGCUGUUCUGUCAUUUUUUACGAGCCCUAAAUAUAGGUACGGUGUGCUCCAUAUCAAGCUUCGAUUGGAGUUCAUUCUGCAUUUGACCUCAGCCCAGGCAUCGCGCUUCGUGUAGCAUUGGUCGAAGUUAUUGGGGUUGUAUUAGCAGAGGUUUAUUUUGUUAACCAUGGGCUUCAUUUUCGUGGGAAAUGCCAGUGGUCAUUUGGUAGAAAAUAAAUGAGUCGGAAAUGAG